AUGAUGAGAGAUCCAAUACUUACUAUUCCGAACAUCAUGAAACCCUUCGAGGUACAAACAGAUGCAUUAGACUACAUCCUUGGAGGAGUCUUGUUACAGGAGGGAUAUCUUGUUACGUACGAGAGCCGUAAGCUUAGUGAAGCGGAACGGAAGUACACAGCUCAAGAGACGGAGAUGCUAACGAUGAUCCAUUGUCGCCGCGUGUGGAAGCAUUAUCUACUGGGGUCAAGGUUUGUGCUGAAAAUGGAUAACUACCAGAGAAUCUGUGAAUUCUGGGCACCUGCAGUAGUAGCAGGGAUGGGAAAGACAAAUAACCAACCAACUAUGUAUGCUUUAACUUCGUUCCUCUCGUCUUCCUUAUGGAGGAUUUUUAGGUGA
Malania oleifera is the source of this 378-nucleotide messenger RNA. RefSeq lists its product as uncharacterized. The record is from RefSeq and is a predicted model, not a curated record. NCBI's taxonomy places the organism in Eukaryota, Viridiplantae, Streptophyta, Magnoliopsida, Santalales, Ximeniaceae. The transcript has a single exon. The coding region runs from base 1 to 378 and encodes 125 amino acids.